AUGGCCACCCUCUACCUCAAGAAGAUCGACAAAGCCAAUGCGAAAGUCAACUUCACCUCGCCUACUACAAUAGAAUUGGAUCUCCCGACCUCUGAUAACAAGCGCUUCAAGGAAACCCUCAUCCUCUACGCACCAAUCGAUACAGAGAAGUCCAGUUUCCAGAUCAUGGGCACGAAGAUGGAUUUGAACCUAGCGAAGGCGGACGGGACGAGUUGGCCGGUCCUGCGAAAAGAUGAUAAACAUACCGGGGAGAUCAUUCAGACUGGACGGGCGAAGAAGGCUUGA
This is a messenger RNA of Histoplasma mississippiense, 285 nucleotides long. RefSeq lists its product as hypothetical. The record is from RefSeq and is a predicted model, not a curated record. The transcript has a single exon. NCBI's taxonomy places the organism in Eukaryota, Fungi, Ascomycota, Eurotiomycetes, Onygenales, Ajellomycetaceae. Bases 1 to 285 code for a protein of 94 amino acids.